UCUGCUUAGUCGCGGUUUGCGAGGGGAAUUUACAUUCAUAGAAAGCUUGCCAAUAGGGUGCUGCAAAGCCGAACAGAUCGCAGUACGUGCCUCGUGGGAAGGGACGGUGUCAUUGUAUUUGAUCCCGUGUGCGUCCCACAGAGUGCUUGGAAGCAGCGCGUAGGACUGGAUGCGUCUGUGCUCCAGCCUAUCCAUGUCUUUUGUGCCACCAGUUGAGCUGUCUUUGCGCGAUAUUUGUCAUUUUUAAUCAUGUGUUUGAAAAAUGCCAAGUUGUUUUGCGAAUGUUUCACCGUUCAGGACUCUUUGCCUUUCUGCUGAUGGUGCUGGAGUGGACCCAUCCAGGCCUGUCCUUCCCAUUACGCCCCAUCUGCGACCUGCGCGUCGUAGACCAUUUCAUUAAGGAGGCAUGGGAUGCGGAGGCUGCUUUGAGAGCUUGUAAGGAUGCCUGCAGCAUUGCAACAAACUUCACUGUUCCUCUAACCAGAGUAGAUUUUGACGUCUGGGCAGCGAUGAAUAUAGAGGAGCAAGCUCAAGAGGUCCAGUCAGGCAUACAUGUGCUGAAUGACGCCAUCAGCUCACUACAGGCAUCUAAUCAGACUGAUGUGCUACAGUCCCACAUAGAUGCCAGUAUUAACAACAUUGCCAGCAUCAGACAAGUGCUGCGAAGUCUCAGCAUACCGGAAUAUGUACCUCCAACCAAUGUUGGAGAAGACAAAGAGAUGCAGAAAGUAUCCUCGAUCUCCGAGCUGUUUCAGGUCCACAUCAACUUCCUGCGUGGAAAAGUGCGUCUUCUGGUUGCCAAUGCACCUGUCUGCCAUCAAGGUGUCAGCUGAUAGACAAUUCUGGGCAAGGCCCAAACUAAUUGGAGCUCCUCAUAUCAGGAGGCAGGAUAUGGGCUAUUACAAAGGAUAUGUGGCCAAGUUUGAAUGACUGGGAGUUAUAGCACUUUCAAAGAUUUAAUCACAAAGGGAAAAGAAGACAUCCCCUCAGAAUACUAAGCACCCUACUCUCUGUGUGUGUUGAGCAUUUGCAAACUCAUCUGCGUUACCUGCCAAAAUCAUCAAGAUGCAAUCAUAAAACUCAAGAAAUCACUCCUCUUACCCCAUAUGACUGAUGGCACUUGCUCAACUCAACUAUUAAGGUUUAUCUGAGAUUCUUAAAAAUGGUUUUGUACUGCUUAUGAAAUUUGUCAUUAUUUAUAUAGAUGAUAUAUUUCUUAGAGCUGGAAUCACUGGCUUUUGCAGAUUCUUUUCUGAAGCUGUUCAAGUGAAGACCUCUCUUCAGUCUCAAGCACCUCCAAACAUUGAAAUGUUGAUAGAGAAAACUAUUUAUCAAUAUUAAUUAUGCACUGUAGGUUUUAUAUUCAUUUCAGUGUUAAGUGUGUGUCUGUAUGUGUGCGACUUUUGUGAAUGCUGCAGGGACCGUUUCAAGCAACAGUGGAGGAAGGUUGUAAUGCUGGAUUCUUACGGGUCAGUUGGGGUGAACAGGAAGCAGGACUAGAUUGCUGCUUGUGUCGGGGGAAUUGGAAGCUUUCGUGAGACCUGAUGAGGCUGUGCUGGCUCAUGUCUGAAUUACGCGGUCUUAUGCAGAUAACGCCGCUGCCAGGAAAAAUAUUGAUUAGUGUGUGUUUGACGAACAUCCUGGCCUGCUUCCACUUCACGCACGAUGCUGCAUAUUUGCCUAUGGGAAAUGAAUGUAAGGUUGACAUAUUUUUUCUCUUUUUUUUUUUGUAUAUCUUGUUUGUGUUUUUCGUUAAUAGCCAGUUUUUUUUUUUUUCUGUCAAUCAGUUUCUGUCUAGAUGCAACAAAGUAUAUUUGUCGAUGUUUUUUUUCCUGUUAUUUUGCUGUUGUGUGGUUCUUUCAUCACAUUGUUGUUUGGUACUCAAAUACAAAGUAUUAUUAUUAUUAUUAUUAGGUAAAAAAUAGAACUGUAAAAACAAGGAGACAGGAAGUUUUUAUUUUUGUCUUAUGAAGCAUCUCUGCUGAGAAUGUCAAUACACUGCUCGCAAUUCUGUAAAUACAUGUGUUUCCAAU
Molecule: messenger RNA, 2033 nt
Organism: Carassius carassius (crucian carp)
Lineage: Eukaryota; Metazoa; Chordata; Actinopteri; Cypriniformes; Cyprinidae
Product: erythropoietin
Exons: 5
Coding region: 282-833 (183 amino acids)
Biological process (GO): nucleate erythrocyte development
Cellular component (GO): extracellular region
Molecular function (GO): cytokine activity; erythropoietin receptor binding; hormone activity
Source: RefSeq, a predicted model, not a curated record